AUCUCUGCAAAGGGUUUCAGUCACUUUAACCUAAGCCAUCACAUGCUCAACAAGUAGUUUCUCCGAUUGACUUUAUCCGCUACUGUUGAUCUCGAGUAUUCUGUGUUCCCCGAUGACUUCCUUUAUCUCAGACUGGAUUUGGAGUGAGAGAUUUUGGCUUCCCGAAAAUGUUACAUGGGCGGACCUGGAGCGUCCACCACCUGGUGUUGAGUAUCCCAGACUGGGAGACAUACUCUACGCCUUGCCGCUGGCAGUCGGAGUUUUUCUACUCAGACUGCUUUUCGAAAGGCUAGUGGCCAAGCCCUGUGCCCACAUACUUCAGAUUCAGGCAGGAGAGCCUCGGAAAGCUCAGCCCAAUGAUGUCCUGGAGAGGAUGUAUCAGUCCAAAACGUGUCCAGACACGAGGCAACUGGAUGGACUCUCCAAGCAACUGGACUGGGAUGUACGGAAAAUUCAGAGAUGGUUUCGUGUCCGUCGGAACCAAGACAGGCCCAGUAUGCAGAAGAAGUUCUGUGAAAGCAU
Messenger RNA from Micropterus dolomieu (smallmouth bass), 522 nucleotides. Its product is annotated as ceramide synthase 5-like. The record is from RefSeq and is a predicted model, not a curated record. The transcript has 3 exons. Gene Ontology annotation, biological process: ceramide biosynthetic process. Lineage: Eukaryota; Metazoa; Chordata; Actinopteri; Centrarchiformes; Centrarchidae. The annotation marks the transcript as partial. Gene Ontology annotation, molecular function: sphingosine N-acyltransferase activity; DNA binding.